Messenger RNA from Emiliania huxleyi CCMP1516, 456 nucleotides. RefSeq lists its product as hypothetical. NCBI's taxonomy places the organism in Eukaryota, Haptophyta, Isochrysidales, Noelaerhabdaceae. Gene Ontology annotation, molecular function: hydrolase activity, hydrolyzing N-glycosyl compounds. The record is from RefSeq and is a predicted model, not a curated record. Bases 1 to 456 code for a protein of 151 amino acids. The transcript is spliced from 3 exons.
AUGCGUACGCUCUGCCUCGCGGCGGCGCUGCUGCACGGGGCCGACGCCUUCGGGUCGGUUGGAGGCAUCCCACAGGUCAUCUUUGUGCACGAUGCCGUCCUCGAUGACUUUCUCGGCGAGGCGCUCGUGAUGGAGGCGCACAAUAAGGGAGAGAUCAACUUGCUCGGCUCGAUCGUCAUCAACGCGGACAGCGUGCCACCGACGUCGUUCAAAAUCGUGGACAAGUUCCGCGCCUCCUAUUACGGGGAAGCUGUCCCCAUUGGCAGCAAUGCCGCUCGGCUCUUCAAUCCGUUCCCAAUGGCGUACCGGACCGACUCCGACAAGAUGUACAACCUUGAGUCGGUCAAGGUCAUGCCCGAACCAAAUAUGGACACCUGCAUCGCCGACGGCGAGGUUUGGCUCGAGGCAACGCUCGAGGCGGCGGCCGAUAACAGCAUCACCCUGUUUCAGGCGUGA